UGAAGUUUAUUCGCUGAUAAAUAAAUUAUUUACCAUAAAUUAAGUGUAAUUGAUUAGUAUUGUUCAGUAAGCGAUUUGAUACGAGUGUGUGUAUUAUUAACAAAUACUAUUUAAUUCUUCGUUUAUUUAGUUGUUAAAGUCGUUACAGAUAUGAAGAAAAUCGUGAUUUUUGGCUCUACCGGCAAAACCGGUCUCUGUGCCACAGAAGCCGCUGUUAAAAAAGGCCUUAAAGUGCGAGCUUUCCUCCGAGACCCAAAUAAGCUUCCAACCAACUUAAGAGACAAAGUUGACAUUAUGAAAGGCGACGUGUUGGAGCCAGAUUCCGUCCAAAGAGCUUUAGAAGGCAUGGACGGGGUUGUUAUCUGUCUUGGCACUGGAGACAGCCUGGCACCAACGUCUGACAUGUCAGAAGGAACUAAAAACAUCAUUGACGCGAUGCGACAGAAGAAUGUUAAUGUUGUAUCAGCCUGCUUGUCUGCUUUUCUGAUAUAUGAGCCUAGUAAGGUGCCCGAGAGGUUUGUGCCGCUCAAUGAAGACCAUAAAAGAAUGUACAAUGCAUUGAAGGAUUCUUCGUUGAAUUAUAUUGUGGUGUUCCCCCCACAUAUUGCUGACGAACCAAGUCGCGAAGUAAUUACCAAGAUGAACCCAACAGAAGUUUCUCUCCGCACCAUCAGCAAGUAUGACUUGGGCAAGUUUCUCGUAGACGUACUGGACGAUCCUCAAUACUACCGUCAGGGCGUCGGCAUUGGUAACGUGCCUAACGCCUAAGUGACAAAACUUCAAAAAUAUUUAUUUAUGCAUGUAAUUACAGAUUAAAGAUACUAGCUGCACUUUUGUAGUGCGAAGAGGCCACGGACAUGUAUACAUAGUUAGAACUAAUUAAUAAAUUAUAAACAUCCAGAAACAAUAUGUAACGUUUAUUAUUAGUAAACAAAAUCUAAUAUCUUGACAAUAACAACUAGUGUUGGAGUAUGGAAAAAUUUCCAUUUUGAAAAAUUCAUAUUUUUCAGAAAAAUAAAUAUUUUUCCACUCUUGACGUUGACACUUGUCAAAAGUUGAAGUUACUGAUCGAAAAAGAUAGAGCCAUUAGAUAGGUUUCUUUGCUGUUGUGAAUCAUUUUAAAUC
Hyposmocoma kahamanoa is the source of this 1125-nucleotide messenger RNA. RefSeq names its product flavin reductase (NADPH). The transcript is spliced from 4 exons. The record is from RefSeq and is a predicted model, not a curated record. Bases 151 to 768 code for a protein of 205 amino acids. Lineage: Eukaryota; Metazoa; Arthropoda; Insecta; Lepidoptera; Cosmopterigidae.